Molecule: messenger RNA, 1785 nt
Organism: Cyphellophora attinorum
Lineage: Eukaryota; Fungi; Ascomycota; Eurotiomycetes; Chaetothyriales; Cyphellophoraceae
Product: Mitochondrial clpX-like chaperone MCX1
Exons: 1
Coding region: 1-1785 (594 amino acids)
Biological process (GO): proteolysis; protein catabolic process
Cellular component (GO): mitochondrial matrix
Molecular function (GO): ATP binding; ATP hydrolysis activity
Source: RefSeq, a predicted model, not a curated record
AUGACACCGCGUCUACGAGAUACCUACUUAUCAUUAGCCGCACUACCUACACAGCAUGUCACAACUAGACCGAGCUCCUCGCACUCGCACUCCAACUCCAAGUUCCUGCGAUCGGACUUCGCCAAUCAACCGUUCACCGGCAGUUAUGAGCCUGGUCUCCGUACCUCCGGUCCGCUCGGUGGUGUCCAGUAUGGCUCCCCACGCCUAACACCCAAGAUGCUCAAGCAGCAUCUAGAUCAGUUCGUAGUCGGGCAAGAACGAGCCAAGAAAGUUCUCAGUGUAGCAGUCUUCAAUCACUAUCAGAGAAUACAAGAGCUAGAACGGCGAGAGGCUGAGGAGGAAGAGCUGUUGGCCCAGCGCGAACGACGAGAGCGGCAUCCUGUCGAGAGCGAGUUCCCGGGUCAGCAGCCCACUAUACGAAUGGUCCCCGCUGGUCAUGAUAUCAAUACACGAUCAGCGUCACCUUUGGUCGAUACCACACCCCUCACACUCGAGAAGUCAAACAUCCUGCUGCUGGGCCCAUCAGGCGUCGGAAAGACACUAAUGGCAAAGACUCUGGCAAGAGUCUUAUCGGUGCCCUUUUCAAUGUCAGACUGCACACCAUUUACCCAGGCCGGAUACAUCGGAGAAGAUGCAGAAGUCUGCGUGCAUAGAUUGCUAGCAGCCGCCAACUACGACGUCGAGCGUGCUGAGCGAGGGAUCAUCUGCUUGGAUGAAAUCGACAAGAUUGCUACCGCCAAAGUCAGCCAUGGCAAGGACGUCUCGGGUGAAGGCGUCCAGCAAGCUCUGCUCAAGAUCAUCGAAGGAACAACUAUCCAAAUUCAAGCCAAGCCAGAAAGAAACGCGCCUCGUGCGGGCGGUCAAUCUUCCACUUACCCGACCAACAGCCCACUCGGAAGUCCCGCUGGCUCCUCAUCACCACAGAAAGGCGAAGUCUACAAUGUCCGCACCGACAACAUUCUGUUCAUCUGCAGUGGUGCUUUCACCGGUCUGCAAAAGCAUGUCAUGGAUCGACUUGCUAAGGGUAGCAUUGGCUUCGGCGCUCGUGUCAGGUCGAGCGGUGGGCUUGCUUACGAUGCAUCCCGCGAUCAAAAGUCGACCACCAACAACCCUGUGCCCAUCAAGCCAGGCUCCGAAGAAGAAGCUCUCUACAAGAAGCACCUUCCCUUCUUUACACCAGCUCCUGCUCCCGAAGAAGUGGUAGACGGCAUUGCUGUCGAGCCCUCCUACUUCAAUCCUCUUGAUCUCAUGACACCUGCAGACUUGCAAUCAUACGGCUUCAUACCCGAGCUCAUCGGCAGGAUACCAAUUUCCGCUGCACUGGCGCCCCUCACCCACUCUUUGUUACUACGAAUCUUGACCGAGCCUCGGUCAUCGUUGCUCGCUCAAUACAUCACACUGUUCUCGCUCUCUAACAUCGAGCUUGCCUUCACCACGCCUGCUCAGCAUGUGGUUGCAUCCAAUGCUCUGGCCAUGGGUACAGGUGCGCGUGCUCUACGCACCGAAAUGGAAGCUAUUCUUGGCGACGCCAUGUUCGAGGCACCAGGUUCAAGCGUCAAGUAUGUGUUGAUUACGGAGAAAGUCGCCAGACGCGAGGAAGGCGCUCAUUAUCUGGGUCGCGGUCAAGGCGGACGAUUCCAUACAAUGAUUGCAACCGAAGAGCAUGAAUGGGAAGAGAAACAGAAGAAGCAUGGCCAUCCAUCCUCCGCAAAAGCACAUCAGUCUAGCGACAGCUUUGAGCAAUGGAGGACAAUCACGACUGCUGCUGCCGGGAGUGGCGGGUGA